Molecule: messenger RNA, 4495 nt
Organism: Condylura cristata (star-nosed mole)
Lineage: Eukaryota; Metazoa; Chordata; Mammalia; Eulipotyphla; Talpidae
Gene: ATL3
Product: atlastin GTPase 3
Exons: 13
Coding region: 175-1800 (541 amino acids)
Biological process (GO): endoplasmic reticulum organization; protein homooligomerization
Molecular function (GO): GTP binding; GTPase activity
Source: RefSeq, a predicted model, not a curated record
ACGCGCGGGGCGCUCGCUCCCUGGCGGCUUCGCGCGCCCCUCCUCCGCUUUAGUUUCUUCUAGAGCCCAGGCCCCGCCCGUUGCCCGCCUCCAGGGCCUGGUUCGUUCCCGCCCCUGCCCGCUCCUGCCCGCCCCUCUCUGCUCCCUGCUGCUUCUGCUGAAGGCGGAGGCUCCAUGUUGUCCCCUCAGCGAGCGGUAGCGGCGCCCUCGGGAGGUGCAGGUGAUGCCAUGGAGAGUGGGAAACCUGGCCCAGUGCAGGUGGUGUUGGUUCAGAAAGACCAGCAUUCCUUUGAGCUAGAGGAGAAAGCCUUGGCCAGCAUCCUGUUGCAGGACCAUAUCCGGGACCUCGAUGUGGUGGUGGUGUCAGUGGCUGGUGCCUUCCGGAAGGGCAAGUCCUUCUUUCUGGACUUCAUGCUACGAUACUUAUAUUCCCAGAAGGAAGGUGGCCAUUCAAAUUGGUUGGGUGACCCAGAAGAACCAUUAACGGGAUUUUCAUGGCGAGGGGGCUCUGACCCAGAAACUACGGGGAUUCAGAUCUGGAGUGAAGUUUUUACUGUGGAGAAGCCAGGUGGGAAGAAGGUUGCUGUAGUUCUGAUGGAUACCCAGGGGGCAUUUGACAGCCAGUCCACUGUGAAAGACUGUGCUACCAUCUUCGCCCUCAGCACCAUGACAAGUUCUGUUCAGAUUUAUAAUUUGUCCCAGAACAUUCAAGAAGAUGAUCUUCAACAGCUACAGCUCUUCACAGAAUAUGGCCGCCUGGCAAUGGAUGAAAUUUUCCAAAAACCCUUCCAGACACUGAUGUUUUUGGUUCGAGACUGGAGCUUUCCUUACGAAUACAGCUAUGGAUUGCAGGGAGGAAUGUCGUUUUUGGAUAAACGCCUGCAAGUGAAAGAGCAUCAGCAUGAAGAAAUUCAGAGUGUCCGAAACCACAUUCACUCAUGUUUCUCCAAAGUCACCUGUUUCCUUCUGCCACACCCAGGGCUCCAGGUGGCCACAAGCCCUGACUUUGAUGGGAAGUUGAAAGAUGUUUCUGGCGAAUUCAAAGAGCAGCUACAGACAUUGAUACCAUUUGUGUUAAACUCUUCUAACUUAAUGGAAAAGGAGAUCAAUGGUUCAAAGGUCACCUGCCGGGGGCUGUUGGAGUAUUUUAAGGCAUAUAUUAAAAUUUACCAAGGAGAAGAUCUGCCUCACCCCAAAUCCAUGCUCCAGGCCACUGCUGAAGCCAACAACUUAGCAGCUGCAGCCUCCGCCAAGGACAUUUAUUAUAAACACAUGGAGGAGGUUUGCGGAGGAGAGAAACCUUACAUGUCUCCUGACAUUUUAGAGGAGAAGCACAGUGAAUUCAGACAGCUUGCUCUUGACCAUUUUCAGAAGACCAAGAAGAUGGGUGGGAAGGAUUUCAGCCUCCGCUACCAGCAGGAGCUCGAGGAGGAGCUCAAGGAGCUCUAUGAGAACUUCUGCAAGCACAAUGGCAGCAAGAACGUUUUCAGCACCUUCCGCACGCCUGCUGUCCUCUUUGCGGGCAUCAUGGCCCUGUAUGUCGCCUCCGGCUUCACUGGCUUUGUUGGCCUGGAGGUCGUGGCCCAGCUGUUCAACUGUAUGAUCGGGCUGCUGCUAAUAGCGCUUCUCACCUGGGGCUAUAUCAGGUAUUCUGGCCAGUACCGUGAGCUGGGUGGAGCUAUCGACUCUGGAGCAGCGUUUGUGUUAGAGCAGGCGACGUCCCACAUCGGUAAUUCCACUCAGGCUGCUGUGAGAGACGCGCUGGUUGGCAGACCGCCUGUGGAUAAAAAAACUCAGUAGCAAGAUAACAAGAACCGGACCAGUCCCUGCUGAUUCCUGGGGUUCUGCCAUGGCCACACGUCUCUGUCCUGAGGAACACAGAUCUGGGGCCACCAGGAUGAGCUGGAUGUGGCACCAGUGAACACACAGACCUCGCCUGUGGCCUCUGAUCCUUGAAAACACUUCCAUUUCUGCUGGAAGCAUUUCUUUUCCUUGCUGAUAUAGAUCUAAGCCUGUGUCUAUUUUCUUAUUACUCUGCUUUGUGCACUUUAUUGGGGGGAAAGCUAAGGGAAAGGAGAAAUGUGGUUUGAGUCCUUUCUUGUGCCGCUCAGUGCCUUGUAAGAUUGAAUUUAAGCUUUUGUGGACAUUUAGGGGAGGGGAUCGAGUACGCCUUCAUGGAAGAUGCUGUUUUGGGGUCAAACUUGUCAGUUCUUUCAUACCUUACUCUUUUGAGAAGGAAUUAUUUUUUAAAAAGUUUACAGAACUUGCAAAAGCUUCAGACCUAAACACUGAAAAUGAUGCCAUUACACUUUCAAAAUCGUAGACCAUCUUGCCUGUCACAUAGUGUGGGAAAAUCAUAUCAUAGUUAAAUCUACCCUGAAAUUUAAGGUCUUUGACCUGAUAGGCUGGCAGUUUUAUUUCUGCCUUUGUUUCCAUAGCUUCUUUCUAGAAAAGAGGCAAAUAUGCCUUGAAAAGUCAGUAGCCUAUAAUAAAAGGAAGUAAGUUCUUAUUUUCUCUUAUUAUAAAGAGAAAAAAGCUUGAGGUUAAGUGAACCAUGUGACCUCUGAUAAGUCACUUGAACUUGUGCCUUGGUUAGCUUGUAGACGUAUGCACAUACCACACAGCACCACACAGCUGUCAUUUGGGAGGUUUUGUUUUGACAAUUCUGCAUAAGAACAGAACUUUAUUAAGGAUUAGAGGAAAGACAUGACCAAAUAUUUCUGCCUUGAACAGAUGUUCUACUUCAUGUCAGUUAGCAGUAAAUCAGGUCUUUAUCCAAAAAUAUUUUUUUGCAUACACUAAUACUUUUAAUAAUGAAUCUAAAACUUUCAUUUUUUUUAUUUAGUGAAUCUCCCUUUACUUCACUUUACUUUACUAGUCUGAUAGCUUUAAAAUAGCUCCAGUUUAGUGAGAACCAAAAUCUCACCCAAAUAUGGACACUAAGUUUUUCAUUUACCUCGAUUUUUUUUGUGUGAUAAAAUUUUUUUGUCUAUUGCUUUUUUCUUUGACUUAUAAUGGUGAAUUAAUUGUGGAUUUUAAAAUGUCUUAAAACUUGCCUGCAAGUAUUUCUAUAUAAACAUUCAGGUAUAAGCCUUAAUUCUGAAGAUAAUUCAAAUUUUUUGGGGGGAGGAAGGUAGGAUGACAGAGUCUGAGUGUAAUUGUAGCUAUGUGAAAUAUAUGACUGAAAGAUGCAGGAAAGACAGUGUCUUCUAGUGUGGAAUCUAUCAAGUAAUUCCUUCUCACUACUUUAACACUUUAUUAAACUAUUUUUGUGAGCAGUGAAUUAAUUCCAGUAUUUAUGUUCUUUUCAUAGCUAUAUACCUUGGUGCCCAGAUGUUUUUGCUCUUAUCUACUCACCAUUAAACUUUAGUAAAGUUCCAGCUUGUUCAAAAACUUGACUUGUAUACCAUUGAUGGUUAGCGGUGACUGUUAAAUCAGAAGCUUCUGAAAUUUUGGUGUGUUUUCCCAUGUCCUCUGUUCUCUAAGGUUCAUCCUUAUUAACUCAUGGAGGUUGAGAUGCUUUGCUUUUAAUACAUUCUGUCAGCACACUAAUUGUCGUGCGUGGCCCUGCUUUUUACAUGGUGAGGAGGGGACAAUGUGUCUAAAACUCACUGUAAUACUUAAGUUUUAGGUCACUUUUUUUCCUUUUAAGGAAUUAUGUGAUAAUGUAUGACUUAAUCUUAGGUAUUUAAUUACUGCUUAACUGCUUACACUCAACAUUUCUUUUUUGGCUCUUACAAAGAAUAACUUGGCUUAAUUACCAUGGGGGAAGUUUUCUUGUUUUUUAAUUUUUGGGGGAUCUUUAUCAGUUAAUCUUACCCUGCCUCUGAAAAUUGUUUAUAAAAUUUUCUCAGUGAGGAUUUCUUUUAAGUUUUCUAUGGCCUCUUUUUAAUAGUAAAUUGAUUUUAUAUUCCCUUGUUCAAUAAGAUGCAUCCUCAUUGCUGACUGUAAAAACUUACAGAGGAGAUUUAUAAUUAAGUUGAAAAGUAUAUCUGACCUCUUCCCUUAGCCUUCAUUUUUGGGCUAUUACUUCGGAAUUCAGAUUGCCUUCAAGCUGUUCUACAACUGCUGACCUUCCACACAGGCAUUUCUGAUUUGCACAUUCCUAACAGUAGAUGGGACACAUUCCUAUUUCCUAUUAACAUAAAAAAAGUUUUCAGGAUUUUCUAUUAAAGCUAAUUUCAAAGAUGGUGUUGCUAAGUUCUUUGUUUUUUUAAAUACUUCCAAUCAGUUAUAGUAAAAAUGGACUCUGAGUUUCUGUUCUUUCACAGAGAAAUCUUUCCAAAUUGGUUUGUAGACAAAAUGAGGGCAGAUUAUCAAGUAUGAUGGUUAUGAAAUCUUUUGAGCUUCAGAGUCAUACUUUAUUUUCAGAGUGUACCACCAGAUAUCUUCUGUGGGUGUUGUGUUAACACUUUAUCUUUGAUAAAAUCACCUAUAAAUGAUUUUUGUUUUAUUCUUUUACUCAGCAUGAAAUAAAAUGCUUUUGGUAAACUCA